CAAUAUCUUGUCAGGCUGGAAAAAAAGUACUCUGUGCGGUGUGAUUCAGUUGGCCACACUGAUUAAGUUUGCUUUCCUACCGCCAGCUUCAGCGCAGCACGGCAGCAGUGUUUUAGGCCUUUCUUGCUAACAUGGCACCAGUUGCAGCAGCAGCUAAGACCGCUGGGGCUAAGAAGCCCGUCCCAAAGAAGACCACUGCUCCUAAGAAGCAGGUCCUCAAGGGCAAGGGGCAGAAAAAGAAGAAGGUCCAGCUCAGGCUAACCGUCGACUGCUCGAAACCAGUCGAAGAUGAAAUUAUGGACGUGUCUAAAUUCGGUGCCUACCUCACCGAAAGGAUAAAGGUGAACGGCAAGACCAACAAUUUGGCCGGCGCCGUCACCAUCGAGAAGAGCAAGACCAAGGUGACCGUGAUCGCCGACAUACACUUUUCCAAAAGGUACCUCAAGUAUUUGACUAAAAAGUACCUUAAGAAGAACAACCUGCGUGACUGGUUGAGAGUGGUUGCCAAUGGAAAGGACGUGUAUGAGCUAAGAUACUUCCAGAUUAACAACCAGGAAGAUGAGGAGGAAGAUGACAAUGAAUAAACACUCCAUUGCUCUAUCGUAUCUAAUUUUGUAAUUCCCGCGCAAAUAAAUUUCAUCUUCAUUUGCGAAAA
Cloeon dipterum is the source of this 655-nucleotide messenger RNA. Its product is annotated as large ribosomal subunit protein eL22-like. The record is from RefSeq and is a predicted model, not a curated record. Gene Ontology annotation, molecular function: structural constituent of ribosome; RNA binding. The transcript is spliced from 4 exons. Gene Ontology annotation, biological process: cytoplasmic translation. NCBI's taxonomy places the organism in Eukaryota, Metazoa, Arthropoda, Insecta, Ephemeroptera, Baetidae. Bases 132 to 584 code for a protein of 150 amino acids. Gene Ontology annotation, cellular component: ribosome.